AUGUCUCGUUACUUGACGCCACCCAAGAUAGGCCUCCUGGCUCUGGUGCGUCUGUACUGCGAGGGCGCAAUUUCAAGCUCUGGAGCGAUCUCCAUUCUAUCAUUCAUUGUGUCUCAUCUACUACCUCCACUUGCAGAAGGUUCAGAUGAUGAACAUUCAACGAGAAGCUUCACUUUACCUGUCAGCGAGUUCGACAAGGCUACUAGCACCCUUUCAUCCAUACAUCCUGGUCAAUCAGUCUUCGAUCUGCUGAUCCAUAGAUUAUGGUCCAUCGACUCGUUCCACGCUCUUCAUGAAUUCUUCUCAGGCCUAACUGACCUGCUUAAUCAUAGCAAAGAACGAGACAAUGAAUCGAGCUUUUCCUCGCCACCAAGUGCAACAGUCCUUUCUCGCACAUCGCCAUUGGGUGCAUUUGUCCGGAGAGCUCAGCUGGAGUUCACAAGGCUUCAGUUUAACGAUGCUCAAAAGCUCUGGAUAGCUUUUUUGAAGUACAAGAGCCCUACUGCUGCCGCAUGGAAGAGGCGGAGUUCAGCCGCGUCUCGCAUAACCUUCGACGUUAACAUUGAUGAGCUUGGUAUCGGCUCCGAUAGUGACCUUUUCCAGGUGGCGUAUGGAACCUUACACCAGCCUAUCCAUAGUGAGGAGCUUAGUAGUACGGAUGACAUCGAACGUUUACUCGCGUUCCAAGCGGACAAACUUCAACGGCUCGGUAUACGGAUGCCACAUGAUAUGAAAGAGAACCUGCGUGGUAUGGUCGGUCCUGCAAGCACAGUGCCGAGUUUGUCCCAUUUUGUCAGUUUCUUUGACGCCUGGAGAGCUGGAAACUAUACAUCAGCAUUUGACAAUCUUCAUCGCUACUUUGAUUAUACGAUGCAAGCAAGGGAGAAGACAUUUUACCAAUACGCCCUGUUGCACAUGGCAAUCCUACAGACAGACUUCGGAUGCCUGAGCGAAGCCAUAUCCGCCAUCAAUGAAACAAUUGCAACGGCUCGAGAGAACCAAGAUAUGAGCUGUCUCAACUUCUCCUUGGGUUGGCUCAACCAUUUGAACCAAGCAUUUCCCCAUCAGAUGCGAGGCAUCAGGGAUCAGGGUUUGAAUGGCUCUGAGAGGGAUGCUCUCAAUUUUCUGAAGUUGAAAGCCAAAGAGAGCAAGAUGUUCUCUUUGUUAAGUUCAGCACUCCUCAGUGAGGCUAGACUCGACUUGUCAUACGGCGAAAGAAGUAUUACCAAGGCUUUCCAACAUAUAUAUCAAGCCUCGCACAUCAACAUUAGAGAGAAUUUAUCUGGAGGAUUUGGCUCUCAGCUACUCAUGCAUUCCGCGGUCUUUGGGCGACUCGGCGUGGAACAUCUAGCGAGUGCCUAUUGCGACAUCAUCCUCAAAUGCUACCGACCCAAUGUUCCAACAGAAGAGAUGCUGCGUGCCAUUUGCCGCAUGUCGUUUACUGCAGCCCGCUCCGGACGAUACGAACAUGCAAUUCAAAUGCUCGAGAGUGUCAGGCCAGGUGUACACCGGACUUUGAAGUUCAGUCAGACCAUCACGGGCUAUCUCGGCCUUGUGAAGCUAUUGCAGGCUAUGAGGAGAUCCAACCGUACGGCUGCCGAGCAUAUACUUCAACAACUAGCUACUGGAUUCUCAUUCAAUCCGGAUCUUCGCACACUGAUACUUCAGCUUUCGAUCAUGUUCCACAUCCGAUUGGGAUCACUCUCGAAAGCUUUCGACCUUAUCGAGGAACUUGCGAAUGAGUUGAAAGAGGAGACUGCUGAUAUCUCUCAGCGACUUUACCUACUCGUUAUGAAGGCACGUCUAUACGCCAAGGCUGGAGAGCCGCAGAAAGGCUUCAGCGUGGCAUUGAGGGCUGCCAGCACUGCCCACCGCUUCCAAGCCUUCCCCAUCUUCUGGGAAGCUAUCGGAUUCAUCGCAAACAUUCUCAGCCACUUGAAUGAGUUUGAUGCUGCUCGUCGUAUGCUGGAUGCAGUCAUCCCACAAUGUCUCGAGAAUGGAGACACUGAGCUGUGUGCCUUGCUCUAUUCUUUCCAAGCGGACGCCUACAUGGGUUUGGCCGGGCGAGCCGAAGAGGCUGGACGGCGAAGGACCGCUUGUGUGAGUAAGGCUGAGGUCUAUAUCGACAGGGCGAGACAACACUAUAAGCGUAUUGAAGACUGGCGCGGUGAAUGCGAAAUGCUCAAGAAGAGGGCGAUCAUCGCAAGGGUUCGGGGGGACGACAAUUUGGCGAAUGAUUGGGCUGCUCAGUGCCUUUCGGUACACAACGCAGCUCAAGAAAAGAUGGAAAAUAUCGUCGACUAG
Pseudovirgaria hyperparasitica is the source of this 2304-nucleotide messenger RNA. RefSeq names its product anaphase-promoting complex protein. Lineage: Eukaryota; Fungi; Ascomycota; Dothideomycetes; Acrospermales; Acrospermaceae. Gene Ontology annotation, biological process: anaphase-promoting complex-dependent catabolic process; positive regulation of mitotic metaphase/anaphase transition; protein K11-linked ubiquitination. Gene Ontology annotation, cellular component: anaphase-promoting complex. Gene Ontology annotation, molecular function: protein binding. The record is from RefSeq and is a predicted model, not a curated record. The transcript has 9 exons. The coding region runs from base 1 to 2304 and encodes 767 amino acids.